Molecule: messenger RNA, 198 nt
Organism: Racocetra persica
Lineage: Eukaryota; Fungi; Glomeromycota; Glomeromycetes; Diversisporales; Gigasporaceae
Source: the annotation of a GenBank genome assembly
CCUAAAGCUAAAGCCAUAUCUGAUAUAAAAGCUACUACUAUCACCAAUGAUAAAUUCAGAGAAAAAUGGAAGGAUCCUUAUUAUAUCCAUAAUAUAGUUGUACUAGGAGCUUAUAAACUUUAUUCUAUAGAUGAUAAAAUUUUAAAAGAAACAAUUAAUACUAAUCAUUUAAAAUUAUAUUUUGACCAACCUUUAUGA